Lagopus muta (rock ptarmigan) is the source of this 6140-nucleotide messenger RNA. RefSeq names its product cell growth regulator with ring finger domain 1 (gene CGRRF1). The transcript has 6 exons. The record is from RefSeq and is a predicted model, not a curated record. Gene Ontology annotation, biological process: negative regulation of cell growth. NCBI's taxonomy places the organism in Eukaryota, Metazoa, Chordata, Aves, Galliformes, Phasianidae. The coding region runs from base 74 to 1102 and encodes 342 amino acids.
UCUGCGCAGCAGCUGGCCGGUAGCCUGUGCGGUGGGGCGGGCGGCUGGGCUCGGCUGUCUGCCGGUCGGCCCUAUGGCCACUGUGUUUCUCGUCACACUCUAUGAGUACUCGCCGCUUUUCUACAUCACGGUGGUGUUCGUUUGUUUCCUCGUCACCAGCGGCCUGGUGCUGGGCUGGUUCGGUUUGGGUGUUCCUGUUAUUCUCAGAAACUCAGAAGAAGCAGAAUCCAGCACCAGAGUACUGAAGAAGCAGAUGAGACAAGUGAAGAAUCCUUUUGGUUUAGAAAUCUCUCAUCCUGACACAGCUUCAGUGACAAAGGGUGUGACACUGACACCUGACUGUCUGGAAGACUGUGUUCUCACGUGCUACUGGGGCUGCAAUGUUCAAAAACUCCACGAGGCGUUGCAAAAACACGUCUACUGCUUCAGAAUAAAUACUCCUCAAGCAUUAGAGGAUGCUCUGUACAACGAAUAUCUCUAUCGACAGCAAUACUUCAUCAAAAAAAAUGACAGGGAAGAAAAAUAUUGUCAGCUACCAGAAGAUGCUCAAGUUGUCGAUUUUGGCCCAGUGCCUCGACUUUGCUAUCCUCUGAUAGCACUGCUGACAUUAGCCGAUGAAGAAGACAGGGAAAUAUAUGAUAUUAUUUCAAUGGUGGCUGUCAUUCAUGUUCCUGAUGAGAGCUACAGACUUUCCUGCAGAAUAUUAUAUCAGUACCUGCUUCUAGCUCAAGGCCAGUACCAUGAUCUGAAGCAGCUCUUCAUGUCUGCAAAUAGUCCUACACCACCUUCGUGUGGUACCUCUCCAGAUGAGAGAAGCACAGACAGAAGCUUGCUGGAAAAAGCCGGACUGGCUGAAGACGAACCAGAAUUGCAUGAAGAAAACAGUAAAGACUGCGUUGUGUGCCAGAAUGGCACAGUGAACUGGGUGCUCCUGCCCUGCAGGCACACGUGCUUGUGCGAUGGCUGCAUUAAGUAUUUUCAGCAGUGUCCCAUGUGUAGGCAGUUUGUUCAAGAGUCUUUCCCACUCUGCAGUAAAAAGGAGCAAGAUGAAGAUGAAUCAACCCAGAUCUCGCAAGAUGUUCAUCCUGGAAGAGUUUUUUAAUGGAGACAAAAAUAAAAGGAUUGGGUUGUAUGCACCAAGGUUAAAUGUAGAGAACAGACUGUUUAUGGGAGGAUAUCUAGCAUUAACUUGUACAGUUUUGCUUUUCACUGCUAGGCAAUUUUCAGCUUCCUUAUGUGUCUUCGCUCCAUAUGCUCGCAGGAACAUUGCAUUUCUCUGUGCAAUGUGGACAGAAGAAGUGCGUAGGACCUACUUGAAGGAUGGGAUUAUUUUUAUAGCUUCUUACUAAUUUUUCAUGGAGUACUACUGCAGGCUAUUUUGAUUACUAAAUUUAGCUUUAUCUACUUGCAAACAAAACUUGCAAGUGAAGUUGAAGUGAAUAAGCUGUGAAUGACACAGCUUAUUCUAUAUUUAUUAUAUUUAAGAUAUUAGAGCUUUAUGUCAUCUUAAUUCCUUAUAAUUUAGAAACCUGGCACUUUACAGAGCGUGACAAAUGAAGGAAAGGCUACAUUCUUUGUAGUCAAACCCAUGCAUAUUUAUUCUGUAGACAAAGGCUGCGGUGUGACAGGAGCUGGAAGGAGAAGUUGUUCAGGACACUGUUUGGGGCUGUUUUGAUAUGAUGUGCGUGUGAAGGGCCUGAGCCAAAGCCCAGUGGAAGGAAUGCAAAGGGUUCUGUUGCUAUUUGUUGCCUUGAACUAAACCUUGCUGACACUUUCAAGCCUGAGCUGCUACUACUAUGUCAUCUUGCAACAGAUUUUCAAUCUUCUGGCAAUGGCUGCAAGAACUUGUUCUCCAUACAAAUGUUAGUUAAUUACUCCAUGGAGUUACUUGAGCAGUUCUGCUGUGCUAUUCUUAUACCAGUUGCCUGCUUGGGGAAUUUCCAAUUCUGUUUACUUGCAUUGUCAGAUUGGAUGAACAGUUGACCAUUACUUUUCCUUUUAUCAGUAGUCCCAGGCCAUUUGCUUACUCUAAUAAAGAAAGAAGCUAAAGAAUUGUUGAAAACUAUCUUUUUUUCUCUUAGUAGCAUUGUCAAAAGCAGUAAAAAUGGCUGAUGAGAAGUUGUUGUGCUUGAGAGCCAAACACAGGCUGGGUUUCAAAUCUACUGAUAGAGGACACAAAUGCAGACACUUGCUAGAACCUGUAAAAACAGGGAGUGCCUGCUCUGUCUUGCAUCGUGUUCCUCUGUCCCUUUGCCCCAUAUCCAUUUUCAGGACACAUGCUCAGUCCCAGGGAGAAAAAGCUGUGCUCCAAGCAUUUCAGCUGCACUCUCCUGUGGCUCCUGUAUCAACGCUGCCCUAGUGCUGAUUUCGGUGUCACACACCUCCAAAACAGGGAAGGCAGCUUCUGCUCGAGGUAUUCCAUCUUCAUCUUUCUGUCACUUAUUUUCUUUUCUGUUAGUUUUGCCUCGAUUUGUCUAAAUUCUUGGCAUUUAUUUUUGAGUAAAAGACUUCAGUAGUCAUGAAAAGAGUUGUGCUUGUUUGUGAAGAUAGACAGAGGUUGGGAAUUGAUGCACAUGGCCACAGACUUCCAAAUAUCCAUAGGCUUUGUGUAAGACUGUUUGUCUGCUCUACCUACAGUGACCUUCCUUACCAGAGAACCCUGGAAUAAAUGGCUGGCCAAAUCAGCCUGCUGUUUGCACUGUGUAUCUAACAGGAGUUAAAUGCAUAUAUAUUUGAGGAAGGACUGAAAAGUGCUUACAGAGAACUUCCAAAGACAAAUGGUUCUGUUUGGAAAUCAUCACGGCAAUGAAUGGUGUAUGUGAGGCAAUUUAAGAGGCUGAGAACACUAAGAGGAAUGCAGAGAGUGCAAUAACAGAAGGAGCAAUUGCUGGCUGGAGUGCUGCUGGUAGCAAGGCUAUCCCACAGGUGAGAACACGGUGCAGAUGUGGAGAAACAACAGAGUGAUGCAACUUCAAAAGAACCAGAGCUGCCUGUAUUGAGAGCUUAUGAAGACUCUAAAUACCAUCUGGUGUCUUCAGCACUCAGUCUGAGCUGCGAAGGCAUGAGGAUUUGAUAGACAAACAUUCCUUGCCUUCUCUUUCACUGUAGGCAGUCUCAACCAUUUGGACACACGUCUUGCUGCUAGUGAGUAUGUGAACAUGCAAGAAGCAGAGGGGUGAAAGCAGUUUUGAAAACAAAGAUCACUUUCCCUGUGUCUGUUAUCCUGAGUUUUGCUGGCUUGGUUGCUGCAGACCUGAUGGAGGGAGGUGGUUGCUGAGUUUAGCCUCUCUGUCUGUGUUGCUGAAUGUUGUGCAUGGAAGGAGAGGUGAUGAUGGUAGAAAUAAUUGCUUUUCAGACUUCCUUGUAUGCACGGUGCCACAUGUACAAUUUACCCUACCUGCAUUUGGUAUAGAGGCCAUGCAGAUCAUUAGAGGCACGGCUUAGUGCUGCACUACUUCUAACCUGGAGCUGGGCACUGCUUUGUGGCUCUGUGCUUUAGCAGGGACUUGGUUUGGCUUUGGGAGUGAUCAAAGAAAGAAGUGAGUUUGGUGGGCUUUUUUUACUACUGUAAAACUACCAGCAGCACCAAUUUAUUGAAGUUUCCCAGUAUGAUGCAAGCUUCUGGGCUUUUUUUAAUCUCAGGCUGGAAUGGUAUUCAAGUAAACUCCACAGAGAAUUGCCUGGUCUGUCUUAUCCUUCAGCAGAUCGAUGCCAGUAUUAAAUAAUAAUGGCAAACAGGAUGUAGCUGUGCUGAACUUCCAGGCCAUGUAUUUACCAUUAGGUCUCCUAGCUUUUCAUUUGCUUCAUGUUCUAUUUUUAACAGCAUUUUCCAGAGAUGCUUAGUUGCUUUAUCAGAUGUAACGAGCUUCCUUGCUGGCCCGAAUCAAAGACCCAACUGAGAGUUAUGGCAAGUACAGUAGCUGGCUUAUUACGUUUGCCCUUCUAAGAAGCCAUCUCAAAAAAUGAAUGAGGAGAGAAGUAACAGGAGCAGCCUUAAGGCUGUCUUGUGCCUCUCUUGAUUGUCUUAAAACAGGGAUUCAAGGCUGUAAUGCAGAAAUAAAACCAUCCUGUGAUCCACAAAAACUGAGAGGAGAAAAAAACCUCUGUCAUUCUGUUGUGAUAAAUGUAAUAAAACAUUGAGUUCAUUUUCUACUCAUUAAAGGUUAGGUUUAUGGAUGUGGUGACAUCAGGAGCACAUGCAGGCAUCUUGCUGCAAGAGUUGAUUCUUUUGAACAGUGUUGGGGCAUUAUUAAUUUGUAAUGAUUUUUGUUGCAGAAUAUAAAUAGGAGUUAAUCCUCUCCACUUGGUUUAGUUCACCCUCCCUGCAAAUGCACUCCUCCACCAUAGAAAUGCCAUCCCUGUGACUUCUGCCAUCGUCAUUGCCACACUCACUGCAUUCCCAUUUUUUUUUUAGACAACACCAGCAGGGUGACUGGAUGCUCUUCUGAGGGUCAGACGAAUUCCAGAAUUAAUUCUGCAGUAAAUUAUCUACACAAAUUAUUACCUUUGCUUCAUAGCUUCAGUCUGUGGUGUCCUUGUGUCAGGAGCAAGUUCGUGCCUAGAAAGCUCUCUAGGUUUCAGAUGUUUCCUCCAGGGUUUUGUCUCUGUAAAUGAAGGUUUAGGGCUGGCCUAAUAUUCUUUACUCUCCCACUGAAUUACCACUUCAAAUCUAGUGUUUCUUGGCAGACUUCUCAAUAGCAGCUGAAGUCAGGGGACUGGUGAGAAAUUUCUCAUAAUGAUCCUUAUUUCGAUGUCUAUCAGCUCCUUGUGAGCAAGGCUACUUUAACAAGUUAGAGGAGGGAUUGCUAACUUGUGAAUUAUCUUUGCAGUUGGUCCUCUUCUUUUUUCCUUCUGAGUUCACAGGUGUUACUGAGUCCACCUGCGAGACCCCAUGGGUUACCAGGCUCAUCGUGCAUCAGUCUCCUGCUGCCAGAACUGGCUGUGAGAUACAGAUGUUGUGCUGCUUCUUAGCUGGUCAGUCACAGUGCAGGCACCUUGCUCUAGGUAUGGGGUUUUGGUCUUCCCGAGGGUCCUUGAUUUCACCAUUUUCCCCUGCAGGGAAAGAGCCAAGACUGCAAGUUCAGAAUGCAGCAGCUUGCAGGAAGCCUGGGGUGGGCUGAUGCUGGCAGGCUGAGGAGGAUUCCGGCAAGCAGGGAGCCCCAAGGGGCAGGCAAUGCCUUUCUCAUGUGGCUGCUCUGGCUGCCAAGGUUAGCAGACCCCUUUCUAUGACAGCACGUUUCAUUGAUCAAAGACCAAACAGGCCAGUGAUUUAUGGCACGUGACAGCUUGGAAAGCACUGCCUUCCCCCAGGCACUGCCAUACGUGAAGACAAGAUCGACAACUCAGCUGCUGCUGCUCCUUUGGAAGCUGCCUUCUUCAUAGGUGGCCAACUCUAGACCCUGGCAAACCUUCCUCUGCAGGAUGACCUGCUCCAAGUCCAGCCUGAAUCCAGCCUGUAACUUACCCUUAUAUCUCUUUUCACACAGAGGGUGCUGAGGCACUGGCACAGGUUGCCCAAGGAGGCUGUGGAUGCCCCAUCCCUGCAGGCAUUCAAGGCCAGGCUGGAUGUGGCUCUGGGCAGCCUGGGCUGCUGGUUGGUGACCUGCACACAGCAGGGGUUGGAGCUGGAUGAGCAUUGUGCUCCUUUGCAACCCAGGCCAUGCUGUGAUCUUGCUGUAAGACUGAAGAAAGAGAUCCACCAAGAGCUGGUGGGCUCGUGUUUAUGAGAACAUGAACAGCUAUAGCUUUUCCAGCUUUUCAGCCUUUAAGUAUCUUCCCAGACAUGUGAAAAUGUGUAAAUAAAUCUGCCUGCUACGAUCUUCUCUUUCAGCCCAACUUUUUAACAAAUACUAAAAAGUCUCCAGCAAGUCCAGCAGCAUCUGAUGCUCUACCUGUGGCAAACUGUUUGCUUUUCUCCUGGCCUGAAAAUAAUGUGAUAUAAAGGUCUCCAGAUAUUCUGACGUGUUUUGAUGGGCUCAUUUAUAUCUUUCAUUUUUAGCAACCUGUAAGCAACGAGCAAGCUGUUCCCAGGACCCAACCAAUGGAUCUGCUUGCAGCAACAUGUUAGAUGCUCAUCCCACAGCACCUCGUGGGCAGGCUUUGUAAUUUCACUUGGCAGAUUUGUAACCACAGCCAUCUAC